This is a messenger RNA of Acomys russatus (golden spiny mouse), 1979 nucleotides long. RefSeq names its product tomoregulin-2. Bases 16 to 720 code for a protein of 234 amino acids. Lineage: Eukaryota; Metazoa; Chordata; Mammalia; Rodentia; Muridae. The record is from RefSeq and is a predicted model, not a curated record. Gene Ontology annotation, molecular function: protein binding. The transcript is spliced from 7 exons.
CCUGGGCAUGGCAAGAUGACAAGAAACUGCCAUGUCCAUGAAGGUUCUGGAGAGACCAGCCAGAAGGAGACAUCCACCUGUGACAUUUGCCAGUUUGGUGCCGAGUGUGAUGAAGAUGCUGAGGACGUCUGGUGUGUAUGCAACAUUGACUGUUCUCAAACCAACUUCAAUCCCCUCUGCGCUUCUGACGGGAAGUCUUAUGAUAACGCGUGUCAAAUCAAAGAAGCGUCAUGUCAGAAACAGGAGAAAAUUGAAGUCAUGUCUCUCGGUCGAUGUCAAGAUAACACAACAACAACCACUAAAUCUGAAGAUGGGCAUUAUGCAAGGACAGAUUAUGCAGAGAAUGCUAACAAAUUAGAAGAAAGUGCCAGAGAACACCACAUACCUUGUCCAGAACAUUACAAUGGUUUCUGCAUGCACGGAAAGUGCGAACACUCCAUCAAUAUGCAGGAGCCGUCUUGCAGAUGUGAUGCUGGUUAUACUGGUCAACACUGUGAAAAGAAGGACUACAGUGUUCUCUACGUUGUCCCCGGCCCUGUCCGCUUUCAGUAUGUCUUGAUUGCAGCUGUGAUUGGAACGAUUCAGAUUGCUGUCAUCUGUGUAGUGGUCCUCUGCAUCACAAGGAAAUGCCCCAGAAGCAACAGAAUUCACAGACAGAAGCAAAAUACAGGGCACUACAGUUCAGACAACACAACAAGAGCAUCCACAAGGUUAAUCUAGAGGGAGCAUGUUUCCCAGUGGCCGGACAACCGACAGCUUGGACUACACAAUACAGUAUUAGAGACAAAAGAAUAAGACGAGAUCUACACAUGUUGCCUUGCGUUUGUGGUAAUCUACACCAAUGAAAACAUGUACUACAGCUAUAUUUGAUUAUGUAUGGAUAUAUUUGAAAUAGUAUACAUUGUCUUGAUGUUUUUUCUGUAAUGUAAAUAAACUAUUUAUAUCACACAAUAUAGUUUUUUCUUUCCCAUGUAUUUGUUAUAUAUAAUAAAUACUCAGUGAUGAGAAAAAAAAUGGCAUUCUUAAAUUUGCAGUAAUUCGUAGCUGUAAGCACAGUCCAAAUAGCAUGGGCUGUGCAGACGGCAGUAUUUCAUCCUUCUGUGCAUCUUCAGACAGCACAUUAGUUUGCUCAGGACUCUGUAGCUAGGUUUUGAGUGAUUCCAAGAUCAAGGGAAAUGAUGGUUAUUGGAAAAGAGAAAAAAACAAUUUACUUUAUUGAGAAAGUAUAAAAUAUGUCAUAUCCUUGAAUCAUCUCUGUUUCAUCUACUUUCCUCCCUGUCUUUCACUUUCAUUUCCAGAACAGAAACUCUCUGGCAUAUAAAUUAAAGAAGAGAAGAAGGGAGGGAAAGUGUUUUAUGACUCAAAAUAGAAUGUAAAGAAGAUACUUGUUUUUACUGGGAAGCAGCAUACCUCUCAGUUAAAUACACCUGCCUUCGGGGCUCUGAGUAAGGUACUGUUAGGUAUUUAAACAAUAGUCAGACCUAUUCUGUUUCUUCAAGCAGAAAUAACAACUAGGACAAAAUUGUACCUGUGUCAGUAAGUAUGAACCCAAACCAUAGCUUCUCUGAAGAUACUUACUCUGUUUUUGUCUCUCAUGAAAAGAAGUUAGACUAGCAAACAAAUGCCCCAUGGCCCGGAGAGUACUGUUAUCUAACAUUGAGAGACAAAAUGACCAUGUUCUAUGACAAUGGAGAGAUAUGUUUCACACAUAUAUACAUACAUAAGAAAGAAAAUCCCUGAGAAGCUAUGAGACUUUCGUAAGAGCUGUUGUCAACCUGUCAUACAUGAUCACGUUGCUGGGGGAAAGUAAAUUUUGUGAAAAUUCUCAAAGAAUAAGUUGAAAUACCAAAUUAAAUAGCUUCCUUAUUAUCGUUCACCUUUGAGUAGCUCCUGUAGCACAUAUGGAUGAUUUCAAUAAAGUUUUCUUUGUCUCCCUCAAAUGACUUCUUCAUGGACUAAAAGAAACGGCAUCCCCUCCU